GCUAUUUUUUAUUAAACUCUUUCCGUCCAAUCAUCACCAUCUCCUCCGUUUUUCUCUUUCCAAUUAAAAAGAAAGAAUUAGAAAAACUAAGUUGGGGAGAAAGCGGCACCCUUAGUACAAAUUCUCUCUCUUCACGUCUCUUCCUGUGGUGUGAUCGUGGACAGGGAGGUUUUUCCAUUGAAACCCAUAUAAAAAUUUCCGAGCUUUUAACCAGUCAACCACCCACUUACGAGCUCAAGCCGUUUAGCAUUAGUUAAAACAGACGUUGCCUUGGCUUUCUUGUCUUAGCAGAAAGUCGGUGCAAUGAAGCAGUCUUCUGAUGGUUCAGAUUCAGGUCCAACUAAGAUUCCAUGGGAAAAUGCCCCUAAAGAGGUGGGAAGUCAUAUGUGGGGGAUAUUAUCUGGUUCUGAUGCCUACCAAGCUUCAAGUGAUGCUAGCCUAUUCUCUACCUCCUUACCUGUUCUUCCACACGGAAAAUUGAACUUGAAUGAUACUGAAAAUGGUUGUCAAUCUCUUGGUGUCUCGCCUGGUUUAGAUAAGGUUCAUCAAAAUGUUGAGGGUAGUGAUCCACUUGAAGAUAUCGAAACCCAUACGCCAGGAAUCUUGCUUCCUGAUGAUGAAAAUGAGCUUUUAGCUGGCAUAAUGGAUGAUUUUGACUUAAGUGGGUUGCCUAAUUCAUUGGAGGACUUGGAAGAUGGUGAUCUUUUUGGCAGUGGUGGAGGCCUGGAGUUGGAGACUGAUCCACAGGAGAGCCUGAGUAUGGGUUUGUCAAAAGUCAGUCUAUCAGAUGCGAUUGUUGGAAAUGGGAUGCAUCAUUACAGUCUUCCAAAUGGUGUUGGAGCCAUAGCUGGAGAGCAUCCAUAUGGUGAACAUCCUUCAAGGACUUUGUUUGUUCGAAAUAUCAAUAGCAAUGUUGAGGAUUCUGAACUAAGAGCUCUGUUUGAGCAAUAUGGUGAUAUUAGAACUUUGUACACUGCAUGUAAACACAGGGGCUUUGUGAUGAUAUCUUAUUAUGACAUUCGUGCUGCACGAACUGCCAUGAGAGCAUUACAGAAUAAACCACUGCGACGGAGGAAACUUGACAUUCACUUCUCAAUUCCUAAGGAUAAUCCAUCAGAGAAAGAUAUUAAUCAAGGAACUUUGGUUGUUUUUAAUUUGGAUCCAUCAGUUUCAAAUGAGGACCUUCGCCAAAUAUUUGGGGCUUACGGCGAGGUUAAAGAGAUAAGGGAAACACCACACAAGAGGCAUCAUAAGUUUAUAGAAUUUUAUGAUGUUAGAGCUGCAGACGCAGCUCUCAAAUCAUUGAAUAGGAGUGACAUAGCUGGUAAACGCAUAAAGCUUGAACCUAGUCGCCCAGGUGGAGCUCGACGCAACUUGAUGUUGCAAGUGAAUCAAGAGAUUGAGCAAGAUGAAUCUCGAGGUUUUAGACAUCAAGUUGGUUCACCAAUAGCCAGUUCUCCACCAGGUAAUUGGCUGCAGUUCAACAGCCCCAUUGAACAUAAUAUGAUGCAUCCUAUCAGUAAGUCUCCUGGUUUCAGGGGCAUGAGCCCAACAACAAGUAACCAUAUAUCUGGUCUGGCUUCAAUUCUGCAUUCUCAAGCAUCCAAUUCUUUGAAAGUUGCACCUAUUGGCAAGGACCAAGGUAGGGGUAGUCUUAUGGAGCAUGCAUUUGCCAGUUCAAAUUCAAUACAUGGGGCUACCACUCAACAGACCCAUUCAUUUCCAGAUCCAAAGUUGGGGACUAUGCCUAGUUUUGGUCAGUCAACUUCAAAUGGCUCUGGUAUGGAAACACUGUCUGGACCACAGUUUCUCUGGGGAAGUCCUACCCAAUAUUCUGAACCUACCAAUGCUUCAGGCUGGUCAACAUCUUCUUUGGGGCAUCUAUUCGCAUCAAGUGGGAAAGGCCGUGGCCUUCCAUUCUCAAGUCGUCAAGGUUCUCUUCUUAGCUCAUCGCAGAACCACCAUCAUGUUGGAUCUGCUCCAUCUGGUGUUCCUUUGGAGAGGCACUUUGGUUUCUUCCCAGACUCACCAGAUAACUCAUUCAUGAAUCCUGUUCCUUUUGGAAGUAUGGGGAUCAGCCACAAUGAGAGGGGUUUUAUGGUGAAUAUGGCUCCACAUGCUGCUAUAAAUUCUGGCAUUAGUAUUCCAAGGAAUGUAUCUGAAAAUGGUUCAUCAAGUGUGAGACUGAUGUCUUCUCCAAGGCUCGGUCCUGUAAUAUUGGGCAAUCCUCCCUAUUCUGGAAUGAUGCCUACCAGCAUGGAGGCUUUCAAUGAGCGUGGACGUAGGAGGGUAGAGAAUAAUAGCAACCAAGUAGAUAACAAGAAGCAAUUUCAGCUAGACUUGGAUAAAAUUAUUAGUGGGGAAGACACUCGAACGACCUUGAUGAUAAAAAAUAUCCCAAAUAAAUACACUUCAAAGAUGUUGCUAGCUGCCAUUGAUGAAAAUCACAAAGGGACCUAUGAUUUUCUCUAUUUGCCUAUUGAUUUCAAGAAUAAAUGCAAUGUGGGCUAUGCAUUUAUUAAUAUGCUUUCUCCUUCUCUCAUUAUUCCAUUUUAUGAGGCAUUUAAUGGAAAGAAGUGGGAGAAGUUCAAUAGUGAGAAAGUUGCCUCUUUGGCAUAUGCUCGAAUCCAGGGAAAGGCAGCCCUUGUGACCCAUUUCCAGAAUUCAAGCUUGAUGAAUGAAGAUAAGCGAUGCCGCCCUAUUCUCUUUCAUUCAGAGGGUCUAGAUGGUAGUGACCAGAUCAUCCAGGAACACUUGAACUCCAGUUUGAAUAUCAUUCGCCAGCCAAAUGAAUAUGGAUCAAACUCAGUGGAUCCUCUGGAAAGCUGUAAAAAGGACGAUGCUGGUGAGGAGUCAGAGAGUUGCUAACAGCAUAUUGAAAGGAGUAUGCCCCCAUCCCAAAUUACGGGGCAUCAGGCGCUAACUAAUUCCAACAUAUUCAACUGUAAAAACUUAGGAAGGUGGAACCAGGUAUAACAGGACGCAGAUUUUGUAUAUUUUUAGUAAGAUAGCUUUAAAAGAAAGAUGCAGGAGCAUCUUUUUUAUGCACAGUUCAGUGCCUUGUGGUUUGAGGUUGGAAGGAGGAUGAGGAUAAGCUCAUAUGCAAAGUGAGUUAUACCUGUGCUGUAGAAUGCACAGUUUACUAGCUUCUGCAGAAUUUCUCCUUUCUACUGUUUCUUAAGGGCUUUUUUCUUCUUUUCUUAGUUUGAUGUGAUCUGGGAAUAGUUUUUAUCUGCAAAUAUGAUAUUUAUAAGGUAUAAUGGUUAUGUGUGUAUUGAGGGUCAGUUAUGUAACAUUGGAUAUUGGCAUCAGUGAUAAAAAAUUGUAUAGUUCGACAGAGAAGAUUUCCAUU
Rubroshorea leprosula is the source of this 3352-nucleotide messenger RNA. Lineage: Eukaryota; Viridiplantae; Streptophyta; Magnoliopsida; Malvales; Dipterocarpaceae. The record is from the annotation of a GenBank genome assembly.